AUGAACGUUGUUUUGCGCUUCUUGAUCGCAGGAAGAGACACAAUAAUCUCAGCUCUCACUUGGUUCUUCUGGCUUCUCUCCAAACAUCCUGAAGCAACAACCAAGAUCCGACAAGAGAUUAACAAGAAGAUGCCAAAGUUUGAUCCCGUGGAUCUAAACAGUCUCGUGUAUCUAGACGGUGUCGUGUGUGAGACGCUAAGGCUAUACCCAUCAGUCUCAUUUAACCACAAGUCACCGGCAAAGCCUGACGUGUUUCCAAGUGGGCAUAAAGUCGACGAGAGUUGGAAGAUAAUAAUCUCUAUUUAG
Arabis nemorensis is the source of this 306-nucleotide messenger RNA. Lineage: Eukaryota; Viridiplantae; Streptophyta; Magnoliopsida; Brassicales; Brassicaceae. The record is from the annotation of a GenBank genome assembly.